Messenger RNA from Colletotrichum orchidophilum, 1698 nucleotides. RefSeq lists its product as uncharacterized. Lineage: Eukaryota; Fungi; Ascomycota; Sordariomycetes; Glomerellales; Glomerellaceae. The coding region runs from base 1 to 1698 and encodes 565 amino acids. The record is from RefSeq and is a predicted model, not a curated record. The transcript has 5 exons.
AUGUCGGCUCACCAUAUGAGGGACAAGGCAUCGGCCGAGGCGCCGGACGAGUCGGGCCCGAGCAAGGCCCGGAAGGCAUGCGUCAAUUGCAGAAGGCAAAAGUCCGCUUCCCAUCGUGAGAGUCUCUCGCUGGCAUCUUUGAUCCAGGCGAAUGAGCAGGUUCCCGCACUAAACAAGUCUGUCUUUCUUCGGUUGAAGCGACUCGAGGACCACUUGGGUCUGCCAGUUCUCACCCAUGUGGAAGAAGCGGACUCACCUGCGUCACCAGACAUACCAACGGUCGAACCCGAGACACCUGGGGAAACCUCCCUAGGCGCUCUCUGGAGCGCCGUGUCAGUCUUGCGAAGAACAUGUUCAUCGAAUGUGAGCUCAAACAUUUGGGAGAAAUCCAUGAUCAAAAGACUAUGGCUAUCGUAUGUCCGCCCCCGUGGCUCGCUACAUUGUCCCUCGGUGGUUGUCCCGGCAUGUCUAACGCCCCGCAGCUUCCACGAAACCAUGCCAGGGCUUCACUUUCUCCCCACCAAGCAGACCUUCUCGUCGCCGAGACCACUCAUGCUGGCCUCGAUGCUCUACUGCUCAAGUAUACGAGGCCUGCCCGAGGUCGCUGUCUUGGCGCCAGACUACUUCAGCGUCUUGUGCAGCGCCAUCUCCCAGCUGUGCAUACCACAAAGCGAGGUCGGCCAAGCCCCCGAUGACCCAGCCUCGGCCGAAGAAUGGGCCUUUCAGACGGUUUUGGGCAUCAUACUUGCCGGCCUGCUGAGGGAAGCUGUUGUGAAAGAAACGGGGGUCUGGAUUUCUCUGGCCUACCGCCUCAUCUUGGAGCACUGCCCCUCCAACACGGAUGAACGAUCUCGCGAAUGGCAACGUCUGUUCUCUGGCCUUCAGAUUGUCGAUCUCGAGCACGCCUCAAUACACCUCUCCUGCCCAGUGAUACCGAUCGAAGCGCCCCUCCCGCGACUCAAGAUCCCAAUACAAGACCAGCUAUACCGACUCUCUAGAAUGAUGCAUACAGGCCUGACUCACUUCACAGGCAGAGGGCUGUCAACAAUAUGGUCCUGUUUCGAAAGCGAGCCCAGCAUCUCGCAAAUAUCGUCCGUUGCGUUCAGCGGGGUUGACGGCGCAGUCAUCCGCGACUGGGCACGGCAGUUGGACGACUGGCUCGUCGAGUUUAGCGACAAGGACUAUGAGUCGGAGCACGAGAAGAAGCUUGUGUUCCGGCAGUACAUUUUGCACCGGCUCCUCGUCCUGUCCAUCUAUCACCCGGCCCGAGGCUGCAACCUCUUCUCCAACACGACACCGAAAGAGCAGCACGAGCUGCUCGUGUCUGCGAGGGCGGCUGUCAAACUCCAGAUUUGUGAUGCUUCGAUAUGGUCCAACUGGGAUCUCGUCAUGAUCACCUGGGCUGCUCUCAUUGUACUGCAAGGGGUGGAUGGUGGUGUAGGAGAACCCGACGAUCUUGAGAACGUGGGAGUCCAUCUCCAAAAGUUGAAGGAGAUGCAUGAGCCCAAGCCCAGCCUGCGAGGCAUUCUGGCUACGCGACUUGAGCAGAAGCUUCAGGGGCUGCAUACACCCGCUUCAGGAGACGCAGAGGUGUUUGAGCAAGAGAUUCGCAACUUGGAUAAUUCGUGGUACAUCUUUGACCAGUCGAGUCUGCAAGCAGGCUAUGAGCUUUGGUCAUAUGAGAAUCAGGGGGGAUAG